AUGUCACUACGGGCCUUCACGCCGGACAUGUAUGGCUCGAAAAAGAAGUCCGAUCUUCCCAUGUAUGUGUAAACAUCCACAGGCUUUUCACAGCCUCGAGACCAACCAAACCCCGUCCCCCUCCAUCCAUCCAAACCACGUCGUUGGUGUUUUUGUUUGGUUUAUUUAGUUUUUUAUUUCUUUUCGUUUUCAACAAUACUAACGUUCACUGUUUUUAUAGAUUUAAUAAGCUAAAACCGAAGAAGCAUUCCAAACGAAUAUUGCUCAAGAGGAUAUUUUAUGCGAUAAUUGCCGGUUUGAUAUGUUAUACUAUUUAUAUUAAAUUUUUCAGGGAUCUCGGUCUCGAGUUUCCUGCAAAGUUGCCGAAACCCGUUGAUUUGAAGGAGAGCAUAGAGAUGGAGCUUGAGAAUCAGCGGCAUCAAAAAGACGAGGACUUGAAGAACCAGGAUCACAAGGUGUAUAAAGUCACGAAAGAUGGCGUUGAGCAAGAGCAACAACAAGAACAGCAGCAGCAGCAGCAGCAGCAACAAGGUGAGGCAGCUGACGCAUUUGAGAAAGAAUCUGAUGGUGUUUUUUCGCCGGAGGAAAUCACCACUCAGGACUUGCGCGAGAGUGGAGUUGAGUAUUUCGAUUUGAACGACUACCAGGGCUCAGCUAACGGCAAAGGGGAAGGCGAUAAUGUACUUUUUUUGAUGCCAUUGAGAAACGCCGAGCACGUGUUGCCGAUGGCUUUUUACAACUUGAUGAACUUGACGUACGACCAUCAGUUGAUUGAUAUUGCAUUUUUGGUGUCGGACUGCUCACCGGAGGAUACCACGUUGGAGACGGUGUUUAGGUACUCGGUGGCGCUCCAGAAUGGCACGUUGGUGGACUUGUUGAAAGCAGAGGAGGAUUUGAAACAUGGCGCAAAAGUGAAAGGCUCGAACGAUUUGUACCAGAGCUAUAUGGAGCCAUCGUAUAUGGAAACGGUGAAAAAGGCAUAUAGCAAUCCCGAGCACCACAAGGGGUACCGGACUCCGUUUAGAUCGGUCACCAUCUAUGAAAAGAAUUUCGGACAGGUGAUUGGACAAGGAUUCAGUGACCGACACGCGGUUAAAGUGCAAGGCAUCAGAAGGAAAUUGAUGGGCAGGGCGCGAAAUUGGCUUACUUCCAGCGCGUUGAGGGCCGAUCACUCGUGGGUUUAUUGGAGAGAUGUCGAUAUUGAGACUUGUCCGGGUAACGUUAUUGAAGAGUUGAUGAUGCAUGACUAUGAUGUCAUGGUGCCAAACGUUUGGCGUCCCUUGCCUACAUUCUUGGGCAAUGAGCAGCCUUAUGAUUUAAACUCUUGGAUCGAGUCUGAUGCCGCGUUGGACUUGGCAAAGACGUUGGAUGAAGACGAUGUUAUCGUUGAAGGUUAUGCCGAAUACCCCACAUGGCGUGCCCAUUUGGCGUACAUUCGAGACGCCAAUGGUGAUCCAAGAGAGGUUGUCGACUUGGAUGGCGUUGGAGGUGUUUCGAUAUUGGCGCGAGCCAAGAUAUUCCGACAAGGAGUGCAUUUCCCCGCGUUUACGUUUUUGAACCAUGCUGAGACGGAGGCGUUUGGGAAGAUGGCCAAGACGAUGGGAUUUAAAGUUGGUGGGUUGCCGCAUUAUACCAUAUGGCAUAUUUAUGAGCCUAGUGAGGAGGAUUUGCAAAAGAUUUCCAAAUUGGAAAGAACCCGAAGAAGAAAGCAAACGAGCUGA
Messenger RNA from Lodderomyces beijingensis, 1721 nucleotides. The record is from the annotation of a GenBank genome assembly. NCBI's taxonomy places the organism in Eukaryota, Fungi, Ascomycota, Pichiomycetes, Serinales, Debaryomycetaceae.